Messenger RNA from Oryzias melastigma (Indian medaka), 2295 nucleotides. It is a transcript of the gene aspdh, whose product is annotated as aspartate dehydrogenase domain containing. Gene Ontology annotation, molecular function: L-aspartate dehydrogenase [NAD(P)+] activity; NADP binding. The record is from RefSeq and is a predicted model, not a curated record. Gene Ontology annotation, biological process: NAD+ biosynthetic process. Lineage: Eukaryota; Metazoa; Chordata; Actinopteri; Beloniformes; Adrianichthyidae.
GAAGUGUGAUGUGAUUGUGGAAGUCUGUCAUCCACAGAUAGUCAAAGAGUACGGAUGUAGCUUCCUGUCCCACUCUCAUUUCAUGGUGGGCUCUCCCUCCGCCCUGUCUGAUUCUGACUUGAACCAGAAGCUGCGACGGGUCUCUCAGCAAUAUGGGAAAACGUUGUAUGUACCCAGUGGUGCAUUGUGGGGAGGGCAGGAUAUCCAGAGGCUAAAUGACAGUGGGACGUUGAAGGCGUUGUUCAUCAGGAUGUCCAAGCACCCGUCCUGCUUCCGGCUGACAGGAGACGUCCUCUCUACGUGGUCGGAAGGGGAGGGCAGGCGGGUUUUACUCCGAGGCUCGGUGGCGGAGCUGUGCCCUCUCGCCCCCAACAACGUCAACACCAUGGCAGCAGCUGCGGUGGCGGCGGGGACGCUCGGCUUUGAGGGUGUCCUGGGAGAGAUCGUGUCUGACACGGCGUUGAAAGACUAUCACGUGGUGGAAGUGGAGGUGAGCGGCCCUGAUGGUUUCUCAGUGAGAACAGUGAGGAAGAAUCCGGCCAAACUCGGGGCGGUUACUGGCAGCGCCACGUACAACUCCUUCUGGAGCAGUUUGCUCAUUUGCAAAGGUCACGGGGGUCGAGUUUACUUGUGCUGAUCUGUGAGACUAUGGAAGAUUACCUACAACACAGGAGGGGGAUCCUCUACCGAAUUCCUGAAAAAUGAAAUACUUCACGGCGGAUCUGCUGUCCGGCUGGUGGACCAUCACGGUGUUACUGAACAUUUGCAAAAGGUGUUUAGACAUGUUUCAAUAAACAUUUUUCAAAAAAAGAAAAAGAGGCACAUUUCAUUUUUACAAUACUAACAUGUGUAUUGUAUUUUCUUUCUACUUUAUUCAGUUUGUUCGGUGCAACAUUGAAAAGUCCGACUAACACAGGAGUGAUGAGUUCUGGUAAAACACUUUUUCUUUGAAAGUAAAAAAAAUAUAUCAGAUGCCUUUUCACCUUCAUCAUAUUCAAAACAUAAACCCAGAACUAAAUUCUGUUUUCACUUCAUCACAACUUCCUUUCUUUUCCUGAAACAGCAGGACAAGCGUCUCGACUUUUAUAAAGGAGGUGUAAAAGUCGGUCAUCAGCGGAAUAAGGCACGGAAACAAAAUGAUAAACACACAUGGAUCUUUAAAACUUCUGAUGCUACUCGUGCAUAGGUGUGCUCUGCAUUUUAUUUCCAUUCUUGGAUGUUUUGUGGUAAACAAGGCAUUUGACCAAAAAAAAAAAAAAAAAAAGCUACUAAACGGAGAGCUCUUUGAUCGGAAGUGCUGCGUAAGAGAAAUAAAGAUUUUCUUGAAAGUACAAAGUUGACAAAGCUGGAAAAACCACAACAGCAAUAUUUUCCCUGCACUGAAUCAAGUAUAAAACACCUGCAGACACUCCUUCCACUCAUGUUAUCAGAGCUUUAGAUCAAUGGUUCCAGUGUUAGUACACAAUCCAGCAUUUUGUUUUUCACCACUAUCAUUUAGAAAAACUAGUUUAGUCUUUAAGCGUACCACUGUUGGUAUCACUAUUACAAUACUAAAGCAUAGCAGAGGAGUUAAAACGGUCUGGAUGGGAAGACACAGUGAUGCAAUAAAAACAAACCAAUACUAGAACUCAGCACAAACACACAAACACACACAGCUGCACAGUUUGUGGUGAAUUUCACUAGUGAGUUGUAGUAUCCUGGUGUCAUCUCAGCAGCAGUUAAGUUCUGUUAACGCUCACUAGCAGGUUUAGAUGGGUUAAUUCAACAACCAUCACCACCUCGGUGAGGUCAUGUUUCUUAUGGUUGUAGCACCAACAUAAAAACAUCUGAAGUGCAGUUGCAUGAAGAAAUGUCAAACCUCUGAAGUGCAUCAGAACAGUUCAAAUCAACAAAUCUCAUGAUUAAUUGACAAAAAUCACCAAAACUACAACCUGAAAACAUUAUUGAUGGGAGUGCAGAAGCAGCCGGCCUGGGUUUAUUUAAGGUGGAAUAUUUUCUCGAUGCAGGAGUGUGAACGGAUCUGCAGGAACACGUGGGAAAAAGGGGCAGAACUCGUGGACCUCAGGUAGUGGAUAAGGCGGGUGGCAUCACACGUGCUCAUAUUUAGAACCCGAUUGUAUAUCUGCACCCCGUUUUAAAGGGUUCACUUUAGGCGUGUUUGUAGUGUUCUGAACUUAUGAAUGCAACUUUAUUGAUAUGACAGCUUGGAAGUAUAUUUUCAUGGUGCAUGAUCGAUUUUCAAGACUGCUGGUGGGAGUAUGAAGGCAAUUUCACCUUCUGGAGAAAAAAAAAAAA